AUAAACCGUGGUUGCAGCCGCGGAUUAUGUGUUUAGAAGGUUUGAGGAGUUUUCUAGAGAGAGGAAAUUGUAGAGAGAAGUCAGAGCAAGUUGUGAGCGGGCCCGAGGUUCCUCAGCGGCGACUUCUGGCGAGUUAUCAUGGCAGGCAGGAACCUGUACCGACUGAACGGCGUUGCGCAUAUUGCCGGUUCUAUUGGUGACGAGCCCAAUAGGUGUAUAUACAGUGUGAGGCGGCAACAGAAUAUGCCCAUGCAUGAAAGGAUCAUCCCGUAUUUAGAGCGGGCUGGAUUGUACCAUUUGGCUAGGCUAAAUAGCCAAUGGUUCUGGUUGGAUGAGCCACUCGUUAGUGCGUUCGUUGAGAGGUGGCGUCCUGAGACGCAUACGUUCCACAUGCCUUUCGGAGAAUGCACAGUGACAUUGCAGGAUGUGGCAUUUCAGCUAGGGCUUCCUGUGGAUGGGGAGGCUGUGAGUGGUUGCCUUGGUGAGUUUGAGACAUACAUGGAGGGUGGCCGACCAGCUUGGGAGUGGUUUGAGGACCUAUUCGGUGAGCGGCCCCCACCGAAUAAGGUCAAGCAGAUGACAGUACACUUUACAUGGUUCCACGAGAGGUUUAGGGUGCUACCACCAGAUGCGAGCGAGGAGACUGUCCGCAUAUACGCACGGGCCUACAUCAUGAUGCUGUUAUCGACUCAGUUAUUUGGGGACAAGAGUGCGAACCGGGUUCAUAUACGAUGGUUGCCAUUUGUGGCAAACCUUGAUGGCAUGGGGAGGUAUAGCUGGGGUUCGGCCGCUUUGGCGUGGCUGUACCGAUGUAUGUGUCGGGUAGCAAACAGAAAUGUGACUAAUCUUGCGGGCCCGCUCCAGUUACUUCAGAGUUGGAUAUUCUGGCGGUUUCCGUCUCUUAGGCCGGCCGGGUUUGAGGUUUUCUCUUUCCCGCUGGCAUCAAGAUAA
Messenger RNA from Arachis ipaensis, 951 nucleotides. The record is from RefSeq and is a predicted model, not a curated record. NCBI's taxonomy places the organism in Eukaryota, Viridiplantae, Streptophyta, Magnoliopsida, Fabales, Fabaceae.